This is a messenger RNA of Clonostachys solani, 240 nucleotides long. The record is from the annotation of a GenBank genome assembly. NCBI's taxonomy places the organism in Eukaryota, Fungi, Ascomycota, Sordariomycetes, Hypocreales, Bionectriaceae.
AUGCAACCCGAAAAGAGAGCUCAGUGGGCAAUUGGCUUGAUGCAUCCUACAAUUCUGAUCAUAAGAGGGUCUUCAAGCAUCAGGGAUCAAGCAAAAGUUGCAGGAAAUUCGAUGCGACUCCAGCAUGGGGCUUACUCCAAUAUUCUUCUGGUGAAGGGGAGCGACGAAAAUGGAGUCGCGUCGGGUGAAUCCGCAGCCCAGGGCACGUGGGCUACUAACAUGUGGAAAAGUACCCCAUAG